Messenger RNA from Hevea brasiliensis (rubber tree), 2258 nucleotides. RefSeq lists its product as uncharacterized. NCBI's taxonomy places the organism in Eukaryota, Viridiplantae, Streptophyta, Magnoliopsida, Malpighiales, Euphorbiaceae. The coding region runs from base 51 to 1817 and encodes 588 amino acids. The transcript is spliced from 9 exons. The record is from RefSeq and is a predicted model, not a curated record.
AAUUAAUGGUACCAUAAGCUACAGUUAAAAACGCAAGAAAUUUCGCAGAAAUGGUAACCUCCACCUCCACAAUCCAAUCCGAUUUUCGUUCCGCUCUCCACAUCGCCAAUUUCUUCAUUUCACCACGCGCCUCCCGGACGCGCCGCCCUUUUACUAACCGACUGUUUCUUUCCUCUUCUAAAACUAAAGCGACGUCUUUUCCAUUCAGAGCUUUCUCCACCGAUUCUACUGACCCUGUGCUCCCCGUCAAGCUUCGUGAGAAGCCGCCUGUUUGUACUGCCGAUGAGAUCCACUAUGUCUCCGUCGCCGAUUCCCAUUGGCGCCUCGCUCUCUGGCGUUAUCGUCCUUCUCCUGAGGCGCCUCCGAGGAAUCAUCCACUAUUGCUAUUGUCUGGAGUCGGCACUAAUGCCAUCGGUUACGAUCUCUCACCAGGGUGUUCAUUUGCGCGAUACAUGUCCGGUCAGGGAUUUGACACAUGGAUUCUUGAAGUUCGAGGUGCUGGAUUGAGUGUACGGGAAACAAAUCCAAAAGAAAUUCAGCAGUCUGCGCAUGCAGUCUCUGAACAGAUGGAAGCUGUUGCUAAGACUGUAAAUAAUGGAGCCUUAUCUAACAAUCAGCAGCCAAUUAAUGUUUCCAGUGCCUUAUUAGAUUCUAAGGAUUUUACUGUCAAGGAGGAUCCAACAGUUAUGGUAACUGUGUGGGAUGAAUCAAAGCUGGUAUCAAAGUUGACUGAAACUUUUAUGCGUUUGUCAGAAAGACUCUCUGGCUUCCUCAGUGAAGGCCAAUCAAAGAUUAUUUCUGCUAAAUUAUUUGAUCAGAUAGCAAAACUUAUAGAAGAUUCUCAGUUAUCUGAGCGCUUUAAUGAGAUAAGGGGGAAGCUUUUAAGCUUGUUAGAAACAAGACAAAACACAGUUAUUGCUAGUCAAAUCAGGGAUCUGAGUGAAAGGCUUGUAAAUAUUUUUGAGGAAGGUCAAAGAUCUGUUUCACCUCAGUUGUUUGACUUGCAAGAGCGUCUUUCCUCGACCAUAGAAGAUUUCCAGAAACAGCUUGACUUGAUUGUGCAGUAUGACUGGGAUUUUGAUAAUUACCUAGAAGAGGACGUUCCUGCUGUGAUGGAAUACAUAAGGGCAGAAAGCAAGCCAAAGGAUGGUAAAUUGCUUGCAAUUGGACACUCCAUGGGAGGCAUCUUGAUAUAUGCUAUGCUUUCACGUUGUGGUUGUGAAGGAAGAGACCCUGGAUUGGCUGCUAUUGUUACUCUGGCAUCAUCACUUGACUAUACGUCUUCAAAUUCGAGACUCAAAUUGCUUUUGCCUUUGGCAGAUCCUGCUCAGGCUCUUAGUGUACCUGUUGUUCCUUUGGGGGCAUUAUUGUCAGCAGCAUAUCCUCUUUCAUCUCGCCCUCCUUAUGUGUUGUCUUGGCUUAAUUAUCUCAUAUCAGCUGAAGACAUGAUGCAUCCAGAGUUGUUAGAAAAGCUCGUCUUGAACAACUUUUGUACAAUACCCGCCAAACUUAUCUUGCAGCUUACAACAGCUUUUCGGGAUGGUGGCUUAUGUGAUAGAAGUGGUAAAUUUUUCUACAAGGAUCAUCUAUGCAAGAGCAAUGUACCUGUGUUAGCCUUAGCUGGAGACCAAGAUCUAAUUUGCCCACCUGAAGCUGUGGAAGAAACUGUUAAGCUCUUCCCCAAGCAUUUGGUUACUUAUAAGGUUUUUGGAGAAGCUGGAGGUCCACAUUAUGCACACUAUGAUCUGGUGGGAGGACGACUGGCAGUGGAGCAAGUUUAUCCUUGCAUAAUACAAUUUCUUAGUCAUUAUGACUGACGUGAUUGUCCAGGCAGUAGAACUUCAUUACACACAACUCACUGCAGCACCAAGCAUGAUUUUACCAGUACACGAAAUGCAUGUCUUGGAUAAUUGCUGAAGUAGACAUUUGCAUUGAUGAUGAAGUGAUUCAUGGAAAAAGAUUAUUGGAGUCUAGAUCUGAAGUUAAACACAAAAGGACUGAAGUUUAAAUGAGCUUUGUUGCUGAUUCUCAAAGUUGAACGAAAGUGCCAGCAGAAGGUCAAAUAAAAUAAAUGCUUAUGUUUUCUACAUUCAAUUCAUCUGGAUCAAGGUUAAAUGUUGCUAACUUGCCUGUAUAUCAAAGUCAAAAAGAGGAUACAAAAUAUAUUCUUGAAUAAAUGAAUUGUCCCUUAUCCAAAUUUUUGCACUCACUGUAUCUUAGUGUUGCAAUAAAUCCUCAAAUCAGUUGCUGUUGCACCA